Molecule: messenger RNA, 2274 nt
Organism: Colletotrichum orchidophilum
Lineage: Eukaryota; Fungi; Ascomycota; Sordariomycetes; Glomerellales; Glomerellaceae
Exons: 2
Coding region: 1-2274 (757 amino acids)
Biological process (GO): RNA catabolic process; mitochondrial RNA 3'-end processing
Cellular component (GO): mitochondrial degradosome
Molecular function (GO): ATP binding; RNA helicase activity; hydrolase activity, acting on acid anhydrides
Source: RefSeq, a predicted model, not a curated record
AUGAGACCAGUUUUGCGAGCCACGAAGCUCUGCGCGGCGGCGACACGCCUUGCGCCGGGCCAUGGCUUUGCAACAUCCUCCCCGGCCGCCUACCAGGCGACACGCUCGAGAGAUUCUACCAAAUACUCACCCCCCGACCGCGCAAAAUCCAAAUACGAUGUCUUCAGGACAAUGAUUCUCACUCAGUUCAACGUCGUCAUCGAGAACAUGGGGCGAUGGGCAGAGACGAACACCGAGUACCGUAACUUUGGCAUUCGGAGCGAGUAUGGUCUCAACAAUGAGAUUAGUCUCUUCCGCGAUACCAUACAGAAAGCGAUACAGAUGGCCAACAAGGGCGCUACGUUGCGCAAGGAGAACCCGUUAUUCUGGUCCCUACGAAACGCCUUCAUCCGUGGCGACGUCAAGGGCCUGACGUCGGAGCUGCGUUAUUCGUUCCAGAGCUUUAUGUUGCGGUCAAAACUAUCAAACUCGACGACGCGGCAGAAGAAGUUGGCUGAUUUGCGGUUUCCAAUGGAGUGGUUCCCUGCCACACGAGCCAUGCAGCGCACAAUUCACCUGCACGUCGGACCGACAAACUCUGGAAAGACUUAUAGGGCGUUACAGGCACUAAUGAACUCCAAAUCCGGCAUAUAUGGAGGGCCCCUUCGUCUCCUGGCCCACGAGAUAUACUCUCGAUUCCAGGCCAAGGGGAAGGCCUGCGCCAUGAUCACGGGCGAGGAGCAGCGCAUACCAGAUGCGGAUAACUACUUCAUCAGCUGCACCGUUGAGAUGACGCCUCUAAACCGAAUGGUUGAUGUGGCAGUUAUAGACGAGAUCCAGAUGAUCGGCCACAAUGAGCGAGGGUGGGCGUGGACACAGGCUUUCCUUGGCGUCAUGGCGAAGGAGGUUCACCUUUGUGGUGAAGAGCGGGUCGUCGACCUCAUCAAGUCAAUUUGCGCGAGCAUCGGCGACAAGUGCAUUGUCCACAGGUACCAAAGGCUGAGUCCAUUGCAAACGAUGAAGAAGAGUCUUGGCAACAAUCUCGCCAACCUGGAAAAGGGCGACGCCGUUGUGGCAUUCACGCGCGUCAACCUGCACGGUCUAAAGAAUGCCAUCGAAGAGAAAACCGGCCGUCGGUGCGCAAUCGUCUACGGUUCGCUGCCACCCGAGACUCGAGCGCAACAAGCGGCUCUGUUCAACGAUCCCGACAAUGAUUACGAUUUCUUGGUUGCUAGUGAUGCCAUCGGCAUGGGCCUGAACUUGGAGAUCAAGCGCGUCAUCUUCGAAACUUCGACGAAGCACGACGGCACUCAACAUCGUAUCCUGACAACGUCCGAGGUCAAGCAGAUUGGCGGCAGAGCAGGAAGAUAUAAGACAGCUCGACAGGCGGCUACUACAGAAACUGAUGGCAAUGACCAUGUCGAGGAGAAGAAGAUGGGCUACGUCACGACACUCGCCGAUGAAGAUUUACCCGCGAUUGCGAAGGCGUUCAAUACCGACGCUGAGCCGCUCGAGGCUGCAGCCAUCCAGGCACCAUCGUUCAUCAUCGAACAGUUCGCCGAAUACUUCCCUCCAGAUACGCCCCUCAGCUUCAUCCUCCUGCGAUUGCGCGAACUCGCACCCGUCUCGGAGCGCUUUACGGUCUAUGUUCCAGAAAUCAGCAUCCAGAUCGCAGACACUAUUCAGGAGUUCCCCAUGACGAUCCAAGACCGCAUCACCCUUCUCCACGCCCCGAUUACGCUUCGGCAGGCUGGGCAUACGGAGAUUGCAAGGGCCAUUGCCAAGUGCAUCUCCACGAGGAGCGACGGUGCCCUGUACGAUAUUCAGCCCAUCCAGUUGGAGCUGCUUGACGCCACGCUUGAAGACUUCAACAACCAGGGUAGGCGAUACCUGCACGCUAUCGAGUCCCUGCACGCGGCCCUCACCCUUUAUCUGUGGGUGAGCUACCGCUUCCCCCACAUAUUUACGAGCCAGGCGCUGGCGUUCCACGUCAAGGACGCCGUCGAGGAGAAGAUUGAGUUCUACCUCGAGAACAACGCCGUCUUCGACCCCGAUGUACACGGCAAGAUCCGCGAAAAACGACGCAAGGCGGCGCUUGCGAAGGAAAUGGAGGUGGAGCUGCUCAAGCUCCAAGAAGACGAAAGGAAUGCAGAGGAGCUGGCUAGUCGUACGCCUUCUGACGACGACUCUGUCGAUGACGACCAGAGCUCUGCGGGGCUUGAGGAGCCUCUGGUGGCGGAUGAGAGAGACUAUGAAGGGCUGGAAGAGAAGCCCAGACAUGAGUCUGUCGCUUAG